CGCGCUGGGGACCCCGAGCAACUGCCAAGGCAAAAGCACGACCUGCAGCAUCUGCGGCCACGCGUUCAAAUGGCCUUACCUGCUGGUGCGCCAUCAGCGGACGCACACCGGGGAGAAGCCCUUCCUGUGCCCCCACUGCCCCUACCGCGGCACCCGGCGCGAGUACCUCAACCGACACAUCCUCACGGACCACCCUGGGUUCCCGACGCAGCACCUGCACCAGUGCUGAGGGGCGCGGGCGGACGGGCGGGGCAGGACCGUCUGGCCGCACCCGCCGCAGCCGCCGCUCCGCCGCAGCCCACCCCCGCGCACGCCCCCUACCAGCCGGGCGUCCCUCCGGGGCCCCCUCACCCGGGCAAGCAGGGCGAGGACCAGGCCUACCCCUCGAGGAUGACUCUCCAGGCCCCGCUCCCUGCCUCCGCCCCCGCCUCCUCCGCCCUCAAGCAGGGGGAGAACGACUUCGUGUGCGGCGUGUGCGGGAAGCGGUUCAGUUUCCCCUCCCUGCUGAAGCGCCACAUGAGGAUCCACACGGGGGAGCGGCCCUUCCCCUGCCCCUACUGCAGCCACCGCGCCAACCAGAAGUCCAACCUCAUAAUGCACAUCAGGAGCAACCACGGAUACAACAUGGGCUCCCCGCCGCUGUAGGAGGGGGGCGGGGGGGGGGGGGGGAAGGGGAUGAGGGGAGAAGAAGAGGGGAAUGAAUGGAGAAGAGGAAAGGGGAUGAGAGGAGAAGGAGAAGAGGGAGGGAUGAAGGGAGAAGAAGAGGGGAAUAAAUAGAGAAGAGGAAAGAGGAUGAGAGGAGAAGGAGAAGAGGGGGAUGAGGAGAAAAGAAAAGAGAGGAUGAGGAGGAGAACGAGGAGAUGAAGACGAAUUAGAAAGUGAAAACCUGGAUGAAUUAGAGAGUGAAUGGAGGAGGAGAAAGUGAAAGAGAGAAAGAGAGGAGAGGAUAUUAGACAGAAGCGAGAGAAAGGGGGAAGAGGUAAAGCGAAAAACUGCCAAAAAAUAUUUAUAAGAAAAAAUGUCCCAAUUGUGCCGUACAGUUACCUUGAUUGAGUCUGUGGUAUUGUACAGAAUUCUGGCCCCAAUGGCCCUCGUUUUCAUCACAGUCCGCGGGCGUUUAAAUAACUUAUAAAUCCAAAUAAUGGAAAGGAGGACAUUUCUAGAAAAAAAAGUGAUGGGAGAGAAAGAGAGAGUGAAAGAGUAAGAGUAAAAGUGAGAAUGAGAGUGAAAUAGUGAGAGUGAAAGAGUGAGAGUGAAAGAGUGAAAGAGUGAGAGUGAAAGAGUGAGAGUGAAAGAGUGAAAGUGAAAGAGUGAAAAUGAAAGAGUGAAAAAGUGAGAGUGAGAGAAAGAGAGAGUAAGAGAGAGAGAGAGUAAGAGAGAGAGAG
Molecule: messenger RNA, 1385 nt
Organism: Penaeus indicus
Lineage: Eukaryota; Metazoa; Arthropoda; Malacostraca; Decapoda; Penaeidae
Product: zinc finger protein 865-like
Exons: 2
Coding region: 70-645 (191 amino acids)
Biological process (GO): regulation of DNA-templated transcription
Cellular component (GO): nucleus
Molecular function (GO): RNA polymerase II cis-regulatory region sequence-specific DNA binding; DNA-binding transcription factor activity, RNA polymerase II-specific
Source: RefSeq, a predicted model, not a curated record